Molecule: messenger RNA, 741 nt
Organism: Lepus europaeus (European hare)
Lineage: Eukaryota; Metazoa; Chordata; Mammalia; Lagomorpha; Leporidae
Gene: LYPD4
Product: LY6/PLAUR domain containing 4
Exons: 4
Coding region: 1-741 (246 amino acids)
Cellular component (GO): plasma membrane; plasma membrane raft
Source: RefSeq, a predicted model, not a curated record
AUGGGACCCCGGCCCUUGAGACCCGCGCAGCUGCUCUGGCUCCUGGGCGCCGUCGCUGCUGUGCCCGGGGCUCGAGCGCUCUUGUGCUACGAGGCCACCGCCUCCUCCUUCAGGGCCGUGGCCUUUCACAGCUGGGACUGGAUUCUGAUGCGGAGCGCCGUGUGCCAGCUGCGAGAGGGCUGCGAGGAGACGCUGCUGCUCAUCCAGUCAGGGACCAAGAAGGGAGUGGUGGGUUUUAAAGGCUGCAGCUCGUCCUUAUCCUACCCUGCGCAAGUCUCCUACCUCGUCUCGCCGCCCGGCGUGUCGCUCGCCUCCUACAGCCGAGUGUGCCGGACUUACCUGUGCAACAACCUCACCAACCUGGAGCCCUUCGUGCAGCUACAGGCCGGCGCGCCCAAGGCCACGGGGCACUCUGCCCGCGAGUGCCCCACCUGCCUGGGCAGGCACGACAAGGAGUGCCUCCCCAACUUCGUCUCCGUGGAGGCUUGCCCCGCCGCCGCGCCUGCGUGCUACAGUUCCACGGUGAAAUUCCACGCAGGCCGCCUCAACACCACCAUCCUCCUCACGGGCUGCGCGCAGGCCCACCGCCACCUGUUAGCCGAGUUCCACCACAUUGGGAGCAUCCGGGUGACCGAGGGCCUCAACAUCCUGGACAGGUCCCAGGUGGUUGGUGCUGGGCCCUCCCGUCGGGGCCCCGCCUGGAGCACCCUCUUGGGCCUCCUGCUGGCCCUCAGGAACUGA